Molecule: messenger RNA, 363 nt
Organism: Dracunculus medinensis (Guinea worm)
Lineage: Eukaryota; Metazoa; Nematoda; Chromadorea; Rhabditida; Dracunculidae
Source: the annotation of a GenBank genome assembly
AUGCAUCGAAUAUUAGGAACGAACGAAUGCGUAGCCAAUUACUUAGAUGGCGGAUUUAUGAGAGGAUUGUGGUGCUUAUCACAUGCUGGAGCUUUAUUGCUCUUGCCAAUAGCAAUUUUUAUCUUAACCAAACCUAGCUGGCUACUCUGGCCAGCCUUAUUAAUGCAAUCUUCAUAUGCACUUGGACUGGCAAUUCUUUCAAUGGCAAUCGCUCCUAAAUUAAUGGAUGCAUUCAGUGGCAAAGUUAAUGUGGGUUUAAUUUAUUCUUUUGGUAUAUUUGUUACGGGAUUCAUACUUAAUUGGUUUUUUACGCUCGUCCUUUGGCAUUUUUAUUGGUAUAUAGAAAGCAAGUCACCAACGUGA